Molecule: messenger RNA, 2964 nt
Organism: Closterium sp. Yama58-4
Lineage: Eukaryota; Viridiplantae; Streptophyta; Zygnematophyceae; Desmidiales; Closteriaceae
Source: the annotation of a GenBank genome assembly
AUGCCAGUAGCGCGCGCUCAACAGUGCUCGAGCUCCUCGCCGUGUAACCCGCGGAGCCUAUGCUGCAGCAAAUGGGGCUGGUGCGGCAGCAACGUCUCCUACUGCGGUGACGGAUGCCAGAACGGGCCGUGCUCUGGAGGCACAGGCAGUGGCUCAGCCUCCUUUCGCCGCAUCACCUACUUCCCCAACUGGAGCGGCAUCGACCCCAGCACCAUCCAAGUGAACCACUUCACUCACAUCGUCUACGCCUUUGCUGCCAUCAGCCCCCUCAACUACACUGUGGUGCCCUCUGAGUGGUGGACAGACGUCUCUGGCGGCCUCUACACCCGCUUCACCUCAGCCAUCAAGGCCCAGAACCCCGCAGUCAAGCCGAUUCUCUCCAUCGGCGGUGGUGAUGCCGUGAGCGCUCCGCGAUUCUCUUACGUUGCAGCUACUCAAGCACGGCGCACUAAGUUCAUCAACUCGGCGAUUGCUCUGGCAAGGAAGUAUGGUUUUCAGGGGAUUGAUGUCGACUGGGAGACUCCAAAGGGUGUUCCAGAGCGCUUUUCAGCGCUGAUUCAAGAUUUUCGGGCAGCUGUUGAUGCUGAAGCUGCCCGGACAGGUCGCGAGAAGCUCACGCUGUCUGCAGCUAUACCGGGUAAGCUGGUGCUGGGUCUGGAAUCGUAUGGUCAUGCGUGGACUCUUCAGAAUGCUGGGAAUCACAAGGUUGGGGCACCUGCUAAAGGAGGCCCCACUAUGAGCUACAAGGAGAUAGUCACGUUCAUCGCGAAUGCCUCCUUUCGCCGCAUCACCUACUUCCCCAACUGGAGCGGCAUCGACCCCAGCACCAUCCAAGUGAACCACUUCACUCACAUCGUCUACGCCUUUGCUGCCAUCAGCCCCCUCAACUACACUGUGGUUCCCUAUGAGUGGUGGACAGACAUCUAUCACGGCCUCUACACCCGCUUCACGGCAGCCAUCAAGGCCAAAAACCCAGCAGUAAAGUCAGUUCUCUCCAUCGGCGGUGGUGAUGCCGUCAGCGCACCGCGGUUCUCGUAUGUGUCAGCUACUAAAGCGCGCCGCACAAAGUUUAUCAACUCGGGGAUUGCGCUGGCGAGGAAGUACGGGUUUCAGGGGAUAGACAUUGAUUGGGAGCUUCCAAAGGGGGUUCCAGGCCGGUUUUCAGCAUUGAUUUCGGAUUUUCGGGCAGCAAUUGAUGCUGAAGCUGCCCGGACACGUCGUGCGAAGCUCACGCUCUCAGCAGCUGUGACAGGGUAUGCGGGGGAGAUCGAUUCCUGCUACCAGAUGCCAACACUUAACAAAGUGCUGGACUGGGUGGGAAUAAUGACAUAUGAGUUUCACGGGGAGUGGGACGACAUGACUGCACAGCACACUGCUCUGGAAGACAAGAAGAACCCGCUUCUAAGCAUCAAAGGUGCUGUUGCGGGUUUUAUCGCCAAGGGUUUGUCAAGAAGUAAGCUGGUGCUGGGUCUGGCGUCUUAUGGCCAUGUGUGGACGCUCAAGUCUGCUGCAAACCAUGGUGUCGGGGCACCUGCUAAAGGAGGUCCCACUAUGAGCUACAAGGACAUAGUGAAGUUCAUUGCAGGUGGUGCUACAUCUGCAUUUGAUUCGCCAUCCUCAUCGAUGUAUGCUUAUAAAGGGACCAAAUGGGUGGGGUAUGACAAUCCUGACACAAUUGCCAAAAAGGUGAGGGAGAUUAAGACCAAGUCAGUCCUAGUCCGUGAAGGCGACACGGCGUGGGACAUCUCGCUGCGCUUCGGACUCACUCUAGACGAGCUACUAUCUCUUAACGCCAGCAUUCCCGACCCGCUAUACCCCGGCGACGAGCUAUUGCUGCCUGCAGACGCGGUCGAGAGGCCGCGUGCACUGGUGGCGCUGGCAGGCGUGAAGGCGAAGGUGAAGGGGACGAUGCGCAAUGCCAACUUCUGGGACGUGUUCCCGCCGCCCAGGAACAUUGAUUCCUACCGCAAGCGCUACCGCGUGCUGCUGGAUGCAAUGAGAUACGUGGAGACGAGCUUCAUUGAGCCCGCCCCUGUGGGGGAUGAUGGGCUGUCGAUAGGUCCCCUGCAGAUCAGCAAUGACUACCACACGGAUGCGUGGUGGUUGGAGCACCGCCCGCCACUCUGCUACGAGGACUGCCAUUGGUCGGUGGAGCACAGCGAGCGCACCGUCAUCAACUACUGGCUGCGUUACUGCCCCUGGUCCCUCGAAUUCCACGACCAUGAGACGCUUGCUCGCACACACAAUGGCGGGCCUGGGUUCUACAGAUACAUCAAGACCGCCACCUACUGGCGGAAGGUGAAGAGUGCGAUGCGGCACGCGGGGUGGUUCCGAGUAAUGCCCGAGUUUGACCCACACCUAUCAUCAACGCACUUGCAUCCUCAUGCCGUAGUCGCGGUAUGCCACGUCAGCGACGUGUCAGCACUCAACCCCGGGGAAGUGGGGCGAGCCAUUGACUUUAUCGGGAAGCGGCCGGAAUACAAGGCAAUCUUCAAAUUCGUCGACGACUAUUUGAAAUCUCUCAUCCCGCUGACCGACCUGACCGUUCUUCUGCCCGCCAACAUCGCACUGCUUCGCAACUACACCAAGGACCAGCAGACAACGAUUCUGUCGUACAACACAAUCGCCACGCGCUACCUCUUCCGCAACCUCACCAACAUGCCGGCCGGCACGGAGCUCGACACUCUCGAGGGAAACAUGGUCACGAAGCGCGGCCCCAAGAGCCUGCCGACCGUUACGUUUAAGGGCGCGGCGAAACUACCGAGCGUGCUGGCUGUGCCAAACCUGUGGGUUGGUACGGACUUCACGAUCCAGGGCACGAGCACGCUGCUCAUCCCGCCGGAGCUGCUGACGCCCGAGGCUGACUCCAUCCGCGGUGCGGUCAGAGGAACUCUCCGCGGUACAGUUGGGUUCGCUUUGGAUGGCGCCGGCGCUCUUCUGAGGCCGCUUGUCGCCCGCCCCUAG